AUGAGUAGUAUAGAUGAUAGAUGUCCAGUUAUACAUUUGUAUCCUUAUCUAUGGAGUUUUGUGAGGAUUUUGGCCAUGCCAAGAUUGGAUGUUACUGAGGUUGGAAGUGAAGAAAUGGAUAUUUGUUACGAGGUUGGAAGUGAAGAGAUGGAUCCUGGUCACCAGGUACCGGAUCACGAUGGCCUUCGGAAAGAUGAAAUACCUUGUGUUGGAAUGCGGUUUGAUCAAUUGCAAAUGGCUCACAAAUUCUAUGUGACAUACGCAAAGAAAGUCGGGUUUGCCACUAAGAUACGGACAACAACCUGUGAUAAGAUCACAAAUCAACCCAUUAACCAAGCUAUUCACUGUAAUAGGGAUGGGUACCGUGUGUCUCGUGUCAAAGCGUCAACGCGGAAGAACAUGAUCUCAGUCGCUGGGUGCAAGGCAAGGAUAUACGUGAAGUUUGACAAGGAGACGCAAGACUGGGUUUUCUUCAAGGUGGAGCUGAGUCACUCGCACCCAUGUUCAGCGAGGAAGGCGGUGCACUACCAUGAGUAUAGGCAGCUGACCAUGCAUGCGAAGUGCCUGAUCGAAGAUAAUGAUGAGGCUGGGAUUCGACCAAGCAAGACUUUCCUAGCUUUGGCAAAUGAGUCUGGGGGCCCAUCUAACCUGGGAUACUCAGAAAAGAAUUUACGAAACUAUAUUACAGCUAGGCUCCGAACCAGCAACGUCGACGUCGAUGUCAGAGAGAUGAUGAACUAUUUCAUGAGAAUGCAGGACAUCAAUCCAAACUUAUUCUACGCGGUGAAUUUGGACGAUCACUGUAAAUUUCGGAGUGCAGUAUGGGUGGAUGCAAGGUAUAGGGCGUCGUUCGAAUAUUAUGGAGAUGUUGUGUCACUUGAUAGCACAUACAGCACAAACAAGUAUGGAUUACCGUUUGCGUCGUUCGUCGGUGUCAACCACCAUGGUAAGUCGACCAUCCUUGGUUGUGUUCUCCUUGGAAAUGAGGAAAUCCCAAGUUAUGAGUGGGUUUUCCGCCAAUGGGUCAAGUGCAUGAGAACUGCUCCACAGUGGAUCAUCACCGAUCAGUGCAAAUCCAUUUUUUGUACCUUUUUGAUGAUCGACGCAUGUGGGUCCCAAUAUACUUCAAGGGUGAAUUUUGGGCUUCCAUGA
Messenger RNA from Arachis ipaensis, 1152 nucleotides. Its product is annotated as protein FAR1-RELATED SEQUENCE 5-like. NCBI's taxonomy places the organism in Eukaryota, Viridiplantae, Streptophyta, Magnoliopsida, Fabales, Fabaceae. The record is from RefSeq and is a predicted model, not a curated record.